Messenger RNA from Eleginops maclovinus (Patagonian blennie), 1787 nucleotides. It is a transcript of the gene ddah2, whose product is annotated as DDAH family member 2, ADMA-independent. NCBI's taxonomy places the organism in Eukaryota, Metazoa, Chordata, Actinopteri, Perciformes, Eleginopidae. The record is from RefSeq and is a predicted model, not a curated record. The coding region runs from base 269 to 1141 and encodes 290 amino acids. The transcript is spliced from 6 exons. Gene Ontology annotation, biological process: arginine metabolic process; positive regulation of nitric oxide biosynthetic process. Gene Ontology annotation, molecular function: dimethylargininase activity; amino acid binding.
UCUUGACCUGACCUGUAGUUGGUCGGCAGAGAAAGACAAGGCAGAGUAACGGGAACUGGGUCGGUUUGGAAAUUAAAUCUAACAGAGAGAAACGUAGCUGAGCGUGGAGGCUACAACAUCCAAAGAAGGCUGGGAUCUGUUUCCACUUCCUGGCAUCUACAGAUGGAGAAGUAGCUGGUGGAGUGCUAGUACAGAAGAAGAGUUGAAACAUUGACUUCUGGCAGCAAAGUUUUGGGAAAUUACAUUCAGUAAUUAGUUUAUUUAAAUCAUGGCAAACAUGUGCCCAUAUGGCCGCUUCACCCACGCUGUGGUGCGGGGCAUCCCAGAGUCCUUUGGGAAGGCAGGGGGAGACAGUCGUAAGAACGGAGAGACCUCGGUGGAUCUGGCCAAAGCUCAGCGUCAGUUCGGCUGCCUGACAGGAGCCCUGAGGCAGAAGGUGGGCCUGCAGCUGAUCGAGAUCCCCUCUGACCCCGAGCUGCCAGAGAGCUGGAGGAUAGAGGAUGUGGCCGUCAUCCAGGGAGACACUGCGCUCAUCACCAGGCCCUUCAAGCAGCAGAGACGCAGUGAGGCGGAGGCAGUGAGGAAGGUGGUGUCAGAGCUGAACCUGACCGUGGUGGAGAUGGGGGCCGAGGAGGGGGACUCUGGAGGGGCAACGCUGGAGGGCAGCGACGUCCUCUUCACAGGGAGGGAGUUCUUUGUCGGUAUCUCCUCGCACACCAACCACAGAGGGGCUGAGGUGCUGGCAGACACUUUCAGGGACUUUGCUGUGUCCACUGUCCCCGUCUGUGGUGGGGCCCGACUGAGAAACAUCUGCUCUAUGGGAGGUCCAAACACAAUCAUCAUCAGCAACAGUGAUGGGGCCAAGAAGACCCUCCGGAUGAUGGAACAGCUGACUGAUCACCAUUAUGAAGUGCUCACUGUUCCAGAGGACUCAGCAGCAAACUGCAUCUACAUCAAAGGGCCGUCUAAACAUGACUUCCUGCUCCACCGGCCUGCAGAGGAAUGUCCUGACAGUGCCUCUGCCUUUCAGAAGCUCCAAGACUACACCCUCCUGCCUACUGCCUGCAGCGAGGCCUCCAAACUGGGAGCUUCUUUGUCCUCACUCUGCCUCCUGAUCAACAGAAAGCACACUUAUUUCUGAUAUCACACUAACCAUCUAUACUUUAGUUUUACCUGCACGUGUUCAUGGUGGAGAGAAGUCACAAACACUUUCCACAGAUUAACAUUCUUGUAUAUUUAUGUCUAGGGGAAAACACUGACUCACAGUAUUUGUAUGAGAAUGGGAUCCAAAUUUAACAUCUGCCAACUGAUUCACUGUCAGCUGAUUUUCAGCACAGCUGCCCCACCUGCUGUACAAACAGCACAUCAGUCUGGUUUAAUCACUAAAACGUUAUCAAAACUAUUCAUUACCACUGAGCUGUCAAAUAUUUAAUGAAAUGUGAGAACUGCUGGUACAAAGCUUAAGAUGUUUUAAUGCAAGUGUUUCACAUGCCUGCAGGUAUGAUAGAACACCAGUAAAAUGUGGCAUUACUGUCUUCCAAUACCUUGUCGGACAAUUUAUUAUUGGUUUAGCAGUAAAAAAAAUGUAUAACAAGUCUUACCUGUUAACAGCAGUGUAAGGUACACUGAGGAACCCUAUAUUCAUUAAGCCAUGUUGACAGAUUUGACUUUACAUGUCCUCAAUAAUAUACAUUUUUAGCUGCUAAAGGAAGCAGUUUGAAUUGGUUUAGCUUUCUUAUGUGUCAAUUUUCAGCGUGUAGUGAUGCCAAUAAAAUUAAACUGACAAA